Molecule: messenger RNA, 11979 nt
Organism: Toxorhynchites rutilus septentrionalis
Lineage: Eukaryota; Metazoa; Arthropoda; Insecta; Diptera; Culicidae
Gene: Dhc16F
Product: dynein axonemal heavy chain 6
Exons: 16
Coding region: 23-11848 (3941 amino acids)
Biological process (GO): microtubule-based movement
Cellular component (GO): dynein complex
Molecular function (GO): minus-end-directed microtubule motor activity; ATP binding; dynein intermediate chain binding
Source: RefSeq, a predicted model, not a curated record
UUCAUUUGCCGGUACAGAGUCAAUGGAGAAAAGACAAGAUAAUAGAGUAAAGAUCACUCAGCCGAAAUCAAAACCAUUCGCUAAGUUAACGACCUUUUGUCAAGAUGAUCGGAAGAAAAGAAUCGUUGCUCGGACAACGAAACUCUACAAACCUACCCCCAUCAAUAUCGAUGAGCUUAUCGAGAAACGAAUAAGGAGAUUCCGGGAUAACAGUUUCGUUUUUCUAACAUAUGCAUUCUCCAGAAGCAGUGAACGUUUUGGACCGUAUAGUUUUCUAGAGGUACCAUUCAGCAAAGUCGACAAACAUGAAUAUUACACGAUCAGUCGGCAUGGAAUAACGUAUUGGAGCGAUACCGAGAAUAUUUUUAGUCCCCUCGACGAAUGGAUCCAGGACUACUCAAAAUACAAAACGCUCACGAAACUAAACUUCUUCCGAAAUUAUCGCAAGGCAAAGGCGCUUUGUCGGUGGCGUCUGAACAUCAAGCGGACAAAAUAUGAAUCUGCCAGGCAAAGUAUAUCUUCCUGUUUAUUUUUAGUGAUGCCCAGACUCUCCAGAGCGUUGUUAUAUAUGCGGGAGCAAUACGUACAGCUAGUUAAUUUCCGGUUUUUCGACGUCUCGGUGUCUGAAAACUGGCAUUUGCCAUACUUUGUGGAAACCCAGAUGACCACCUACGAACAGGUUCGCGACCUACUGUUCAAAUUGGGCAUGAAAAUGAAGGAAGUGUUGUAUGAUGCGUGUUGCAGUACCCUUGUAGACCGAGGAUACUCCCCCCAAGAUGAGGCCCUGAAUUGCACCAACAAGAAAAUGAUAAAGGAAAUCAUGAGUUUUACCGAGCGAGCAAAUAAGCGCAAACUGUGCGCGCUUUUGGCAAGAUUUCUAGGAUUUGUCGACCAUAUGAUGAUCAAUCUAUUACAUCAAAUUUUGAGGGAAUCUUUUCGCAACUUAUCGAAUGUAUUUAAAGGAUAUAGCCCACAAGAUACGACGCAACAAGAAACAAGAAAACCGUUCAUGAUGAUUGAGUUGCAUUUGGCGCCCACCGAAAUAACCGUAGAUCCUUCGCGGCAGACCACCGUCUCCUUUCUCGAGAAAAUUUGUACGCUGGUUAUGGAAUCCACCCGAAGUAUACAACGAUUUCAGAGUGAUCCGUAUUUCAACCUUUUCACGGAACCAGUAAUAAUGGGUCGUAAGGAGGAUCGCCUGUGCGGAGCUCCACCUAGUUUCAAUUUCAUAAUUGAAAACGAUCUCGAGCUUAUGGAUAAUAUGGCAUCUAUCCAUUCAAAUAUAAACACUGCAUUCGAUACGAUCGACAAGUAUUUAACGCAAUUUGAUACAAUUCGAGAAAACUAUCAGCAGGCACUGUCAUUGAAUCGGGAGGUGAUAAGAGGCGAAACCGAUUUGGACAAGUUGCGUGCCUUUUGUCACCGUUAUAAUGCUGAAAUGGCUGAGCUAGACAUCAUACAGGAAUCGAAUAGUCUUGGUUUGCUUCUGGUCAAACAAUCCACAUUCCGCGAGCAGAUCAUUCCUGUUUGCCAGGACAUUUUAUCAAUUCUGGACGAGAUACUGCCAAAGCUUGCACUGGAAAAAAUCAACUUCGUGGAACAAAAGGGGGAGGAGAUAACCACAAAGCUAUUGAUUGUUCCGGAAGAAACUAGCCACUAUAUCUACUAUUUCAAUUUUCUUGAAAUAUGCCACGAACAUAUUGACAAUCUGGAAAGGGAACUGAAUUAUGCUUACGAAGCACUGAAAAUUAUGAAGAUAUACAAAGUACCGUUCAGAGAUGAAGAUAAGGAUAAGUAUCUCGACAUGGAAGAGUUGGUGACUCAAAUGAAAGAUAUCAUGAACCUAAAACGCUCACAAAAAGUGGAUUUGAUCAAUAAAUUUGACUUGUGUCUUCAAACAGAUAUAGCGAGAAUAUUUUCUGAAGUAGAGGAAAUUAACGAACAGGUACUGAAGGAGUGGCUCUUGGACGUUAAUUCGGACCCAGCACAGAUACGCGAUUGUUUGAUCGAUCUCUCCGAACGCCUUACUUCAUGUCAACGAAAAGCACAGGAAUAUAGGAAAUACCAGAAAGAAUUCCGUUUAGAGGUAACUCGGUUUGAGAAGCUGGAUCAUGUAAUCAAUGAGGUGAAACUACGACAAACACUGUGGGAUAGCGUGCAACAGUGGAAUGAAAGUGUGGAGUUGUGGAGCGAAAUCAAAUUCAAAGACCUAAAUGUGGAAGAAAUAGAGGCUUUGAACACGAAGGUUCUCAAAAAUUGUGCAAUGCUUGACAAGAAUUUGCCUAAAAAUGAAGUUAUACCUAGGCUAAAGCUAGAGGCAGAAGUGUUCAAGGAGAAAAUACCUGUAUUGUCCUACCUAAGAAAUCCGGCUCUGAAGAAUCGACAUUGGAUCAAAAUUGAGCAGAUAUUGAACAGAAAGUUCACUGGAGAAGAUGACAUUUAUUUGCACACAUUCGAAGAUGCAAAUGCGUUUGAGGAAGAUGUUUCGAAUGAAUUAAUGGAGGUAGCAAACAUGGCAAGCGCUGAGGCCGGACUCGAAACAAUUUUGAAUAAAGUUGAAAGUGCUUGGAAAGAUCUGGAGCUAUCCAUAGUUAGCCAUAGAGAUGCACGUGAUGUAUUCAUUCUGGCUGGCACCGACGAUAUACAGACUGUUCUAGAUGAAUCAUGCAUCAAUAUAAGUACGAUUGCUGCUUCCCGUCAUGUUGGUCCCAUCAAAGCGAAGGUGGAUGAAUGGGGUAGGCUAUUGGAUUUAUUUUCGCGCACUUUGGACGAAUGGAUACUUUGUCAGCAAUCGUGGAUAUAUCUGGAGGCGAUAUUUUCAGCGCCAGACAUCCAACGACAACUUCCGCAUGAAACUCAAAUGUUCCUGCAAGUCGACAAGAGCUGGAAGGAUCUUAUGCGACGAACACAGAAAACACCUAUGGCGCUGACUGCUAUGACCGCAGAAGGAGUCCUUGAAAAACUUCAAAUAAACAAUGUACUACUGGAAAAAGUGACCCGCUGUUUGGAAGCAUACCUCGAUGUAAAGCGGAUGGCAUUCCCACGAUUCUACUUUCUUUCGAAUGAUGAAUUGCUGGAAAUUUUAGCGCAAACGAAAAAUCCACAUGCUGUGCAGCCGCACUUACGGAAAUGUUUUGAUGCCAUAGCUAAAAUUGAAUUUGGGAAGAAAAAGAAGGAAACUGGCGAAUCUAUAAUGUCGAAUGAUAUCAUUGCGAUGGUAUCGCCCGAAGGUGAGCGGUUGACCUUCGGUGUUGGCUUGAAAGCACGAGGAGCCGUUGAAGACUGGCUUUCGAAGGUCGAGGAAGCAAUGUUUCUGGCCGUCAAGAGGUAUAUGCGCUUGGGAUACCGUUGCUAUCCAUUGAAGGAUCGCUCGUUCUGGAUGCAGGAGCAUCCGAAUCAAAUCGUACUUACAGUUUCGCAGCAACAAUGGUGCGCUGAUGUACACUCAAUUCUGGAUUCAGAUGGAAACAUUCCGAAAAAGUUGGGAGAAUUCAAGAACAAACUCGUUAAAAAUUUGGCCGUUCUGGCGUCGAUUGCAAGAACAAAUAUAGCGAAGCUCGUUCGUAAGGUCUUGUGCGCUUUAAUAACGAUUGACGUUCACGCAAUGGAUACAAUCUGUCAUCUAAUGGACAAAAAAGUUUCCAAAUCGUCUGACUUCGAAUGGUUGAAGAUGCUACGUUACUAUUGGAUAACGGAGAACGAUACCGUUGAGACGAGGAUGGCGUCGGCGAAUUUACCAUAUUUUUACGAAUACUUAGGGGCCGGUGGUGUUCUAGUCAUUACGCCUCUCACCGACCGUUGUUACCUUUGUUUGAUGGGAGCCCUUCAAAUGGAUCUGGGUGGAGCUCCGGCAGGUCCAGCCGGAACGGGCAAAACGGAAACCACAAAAGAUCUGGCGAAAGCACUCGCAAUACAGUGUGUAGUGUUCAAUUGUUCGGAUGGUCUCGACUACAAAAUGAUGGGCCGAUUUUUCACUGGACUUGCGCAAUCGGGAGCCUGGUGCUGUUUUGAUGAAUUUAAUCGGAUCGAUAUUGAAGUGCUGUCGGUAAUAGCACAGCAAUUGAUCACGAUCCGGAAUGCAAAAGCUAUGAAGAUGAAGAGAUUUAUAUUUGAAGGGCGGGAGAUCAGGUUGAAGCCUUCAUGUGCUGCCUUCAUUACUAUGAAUCCUGGCUAUGCAGGUCGUACUGAGCUUCCGGAUAAUUUGAAAGCAUUGUUUAGACCUAUAUCAAUGAUGGUUCCGGAUUAUGCAUUGAUCGCCGAAGUAAUUUUGUACUCCGAAGGAUUUGAAGCUUCUAAAAUUUUAGCAAAAAAGAUGGUUCAACUCUACAAACUCUGCAGCGAACAACUGAGUCAGCAGGAUCAUUACGAUUUUGGAAUGCGUGCAGUCAAAAGCGUUCUCGUAAUGGCAGGAGCACUCAAACGUGCUUCACCCGAACAGUCAGAGGAUAUAACGUUGAUUUGUGCACUUCGCGAUUCCAACUUGCCGAAAUUUUUGGCCAAUGAUGCUAUUCUCUUCAAGGGGAUUAUGGGUGAUUUGUUUCCAGGAAUUGAUCUCCCUGAGCCAGCGAGAGGUAGCCUGCAAGGGGCUAUCGAAGCCUGUAUGAAUCAGCAGAAUUUACAAAUUGUCCCGGAACUUGUACUGAAGACCCUUCAGUUGUAUGAAACAAUGGUGGUUCGGUGGGGUGUUAUGUUAGUUGGGCCUACUGGAAAUGGCAAGACUAGUGUAUUACAUACGCUUGCACGUGCACUCGAAAAACUGUAUAUUGAUUUUGUAGAAGGUCCACAGUACAAACCAGUAAAUAUACAAACAAUAAAUCCGAAAGCGAUUAGCAUGGAGGAAUUGUAUGGUUAUGUCAAUUUGGCGACAAUGGAAUGGAAAGAUGGUUUACUAGGACUUGCAAUCAGAACGGCAGCCAAUAUCUUAGAUGAAGAACAUCAGUGGGUUGUCUGUGACGGACCAGUUGAUGCUGUGUGGAUCGAAAACCUCAAUACGGUACUGGAUGAUAAUAAAAUGCUUUGUUUGGCCAACUCUGAGCGCAUCAAGCUGAGCAGUUGGGUGCAUAUGAUUUUUGAAGUACAGGAUCUGGCUCAGGCUUCACCGGCAACUGUUUCCCGUUGCGGGAUGGUUUAUUUAGAUCCGCUUCACCUUGGAUGGUCACCCCUUAUAACUUCAUGGUUGAAUACGGUACAGGAAUGUUAUCUGGAUCCGGAUCUCAAGGAGCAUAUUCUAGUUCUGUUUAAGUGUUAUUUCGAAGAAAUGGUCAAAUACAUCAACAAAAAAUGCCGUUGGGGUAUCCACCAGGUUUAUAUCAGCAAGCUAACGAUGAUGACCAAGUUGAUGCUGCUGCUCUUGAAGGAUACACAAAACAUCAAUCUGAUGGAACGAGGAGACGCUAAAAGUUAUGUUUUCAAGUUGUUUGCCUGGUGUGCUGUCUGGUCACUCGCGGGAAAUUUGUUGGACGAAUCAAAAAUAGGAUUUGAAAAAUUCCUCAGAAGUUUGUUCCGGGAAGGAGACGUCGCAUUAUUACCAGAAGGAUCACUAUGGGAUUAUCGAAUCAACACAUCCGCAAAAACUUGGGAGAAUUGGAUCGCCAUCCACCCACAAUUUGAGUACAAUCCGAAUGUGCCAUAUUUCGAUCUCCUAGUGCCAACAUUGGACACAACGAAAUACGGGUAUGUUGCACAAAUGUUGUUCAACGAUCAAAAUCCGGUUAUGUUCACUGGUGACACUGGUGCGGGAAAAUCGGUGUUGGCCCGGGAUAUCCUGAAUAAGCUAAUGAAAAUGGACGUCAUACCAAUAUUUGUGAACUUCUCAGCGCAAUCUGAGAGUAUCCGAACUCAGGAAAUUAUUGAAUCGAGACUCGAGCGUCGGAAGAAAACUUUACUAGGAGCACCAAUAAACAAACGAAUAAUAAUUUUCAUCGACGAUGUAAAUAUGCCAAAACUAGACGUCUACGGAAGCCAGCCGCCAAUCGAAUUGCUUCGUCAGUUCUUGGACUGUAGAGGGGUGUACGAUCGAGAUAAAAUGUACUGGAAGGGUAUCGUUGAUGUAACGUUGGGAGCCGCUUGUGCACCACCGGGUGGCGGCCGUAAUGUGUUAACCCCACGAUUCAUUCGUCAUUUUGCGUUGUUGUCCCUUCCAACGCACAGUAGCGACACAUUGAAAACAAUAUUCAAGGCUAUUCUCACGGGGUUUUUGAGCGAUUUUAGUAUGGCGAUACGGCCAUUAGCAGAUUCUAUGGUUGAAGCUGCGGUUGCAGUCUACGAAAGAAUAUCAGAAGAACUUUUGCCUACCCCCAAAAAGUCCCACUACAUAUUCAACUUACGGGAUCUGUCAAAAUGCAUUCAGGGUAUUCUUCAAUCAGACUCUUCUUCCUACGUCAACCCAAUUCAAAUGCUCCGCUUGUUCUAUCAUGAAUCCCUGAGAAUAUUCUACGAUCGAUUGGUUUGCCAAGAAGACAAGUCGUACUUUAUACAACUGCUACAAGACUGCUGCGAGAAGUAUUUCGAAACCACCGUCGUUCAUCCGGAAGAGAAAGUGUUGUUUGGGGAUUUUAUGGUUUUUGGACAAGCGACGGAAGACCGCAUCUACGAAGAAAUCAAGGAUUCGAAAAAGUUGAAAAAUAUACUCAUUGAUUACUUAGAAGAGUAUAAUUCAAUAGGAGGGAAGGAGAUGAAUUUGAUUUUUUUCACCGAUGCUAUCGAGCACAUCGUUCGGUUAGCCCGUUUGCUACGUUCGGAAAGAGGAAAUGGACUGUUGGUUGGUGUAUCCGGCAUGGGAAAACAAAGUUUAUCCCGAUUGGCCGCGCACAUUAAUGGAUACCAGUGCAGCCAGAUUGCAUUGCGACGAGGAUAUGAUCAUACUAGUUUUCACGAAGAUUUACGAAAAAUUUAUUGGGUUGCAGGAGUAUUAAAUAAACCGAUUGUUUUCCUGAUCACCGAUACACAAAUUGUGAAAGAGGAAUUCAUGGAAGAUAUCAACAAUAUUCUGAAUUCUGGAGAAGUUCCUAAUUUGUUUGAGGGAGACGAAUAUGAGAAGAUAAUCCUGAACGCACGACAAGCUUGCAUUGAAAGUGGUUAUGCCAAUACGACGCGGGAUGGAAUAUUUGAGUAUUUCAUAAAACGCGUCCGCACUAAUUUGCAUGUGAUAAUAUGCAUGAGCCCAGUUGGAGAUAUCUUCAGGCGACGCUGUAGAAUGUUCCCGUCUCUUGUGAACUGUUGCACCAUUGACUGGUAUGUGAAGUGGCCUGCAGAAGCAUUGCUCUCGGUGGCAGUCGGUUCGUUGAAUGACGUUGCCGAGAAUGAAGUACAAUGUAGGCAUUUGGCACAAAUUUGUGUAAUGAUGCAUGAAAGUGUUGAGAAUAUUUCCGAGAGAUUCUACAGAGAAAUGCGUAGACACUACUACACGACGCCGAGUAGUUACCUUCAGCUGUUCAAUCAAUAUCGAACAUUGGUCCAUAAACGUAUAAACACGAUUUCACAGAAGAAAGACAGAAUCGCCAAUGGCUUGAGUAAAAUUCUCGAAACCAAUCAAGUUGUGGUAGAAAUGGGUGAAGAGUUAAAACAGUUCGUUCCCAUUUUGGAGGAGAAGUCGAGGAACAUGAAGGAAUUGUUAGCUAAGCUGGACAAGGAUAAUAGUAUCGCAGAGGGAGUAAAGAGAAGUGUUGCUAAGGAUGAGGCGGAAGCAAAAGUCAAAGCAACUGAAACACAAGAGAUUGCUGAUGAAGCGGCUAAAGACUUGGAAACGGUGAUGCCAACGUUGCAAGCAGCACAAGAUGCGCUCAAAGCGUUAAACAAAAAUGAUAUCAACGAGUUACGAGUGUUCCAAAAACCACCCAAAUUGGUACAAUUUGUUAUGGAAGCUGUACUAAUUUUGUUAGGAGCGAAGACUGAUUGGAACUCCGCAAAAGUUGUUAUGGCGGAUGUAAACUUCUUGAAAAAACUAGAAGAAUACGACAAAGAACAUAUUCCCGAAACUGUACUGAAGAAACUUAAGUCGUAUGUUGACCAUAAGGACUUUCAGCCACCGAUAAUCGAGAAGGUAUCCAAGGUGGCAAAGUCUAUGUGUCUGUGGGUUAUAGCUGUUGAAAGAUAUGCAAAAGUAUACCGCGUUGUCGAGCCUAAGAUAAAAAGGCAAAAAGCUGCUGAAGAUGAAUUGAAUCAGGUGAUGCAGCUGCUGAAAUCCAAACAAAAUGAACUCGCAGAAAUUGAGGCCAAGAUAUUGAUGUUGGUAUCUAACCUCGAAGAGAAGAAACGGGAGAUGAAAGUACUUCAGGACCACAACGAUUUAACUGCUGCUCGCUUGAAUCGCGCUGGUCGUUUGACGUCAGCUUUGGCCGACGAAGAAAUUCGUUGGCGGGACACGGUUAAGGAGCUAACAGCUGAACAGUUUGCUGUUCCUGGAGAUGUUUUGGUAGCGUCCGCCUACGUGGCCUAUCUGGGUGCCUUUCCCAUGGAUUAUCGGCGGGAGCUUUGUAAAAUUUGGGUAGAAGAAUGUCGCAAUUUAAAUAUUCCCAGCAGCGACACCUUCAGCUUGGUGAAAAUUCUUGGGGAUUCUUUCCAAAUAAGACAGUGGAAUAUGUUCGGAUUGCCUAGAGAUGACAUUUCUGUUGAGAAUGCAAUAAUUUCAACGCAAGGUGGAAGAUGGCCUCUGAUGAUUGAUCCUCAAGAGCAAGCAAAUCGCUGGAUACGGAAUAUGGAGGCUAAGAACGAACUCAGGAUUAUAAAACUGACUGACGCUAAUAUGAUGCGAAUACUGGAAAUUUGCAUUAGAAAAGGAACACCGAUGCUCAUUGAAGACAUUUAUGAGUCCUUGGAUCCCGUUUUGGAGUCGGUUCUGCUGAAACGUGUUUUCCUGCAAAAUGGAAGAUUUAUGAUCAAAUUGGGGGAUGUUGACAUAGACUAUGACAGUAAUUUCAGAUUGUAUAUGACCACAAAGCUGGCGAAUCCGCACUUUUUGCCUGAAAUAUGCAUUCAAGUUAGUUUAGUAAACUUCCUGGUUUCCCGCCGAGGACUUGAGGAUCAGCUGCUCGCCGACAUAAUAAAAAUUGAACUGCCAGAGAUGGAAAACCAACGCAGUGAACUGAUUGUUCGUAUUAAUGCAGACAAACAGCAACUGCUGAUCCUAGAGGAUAAGGUCCUUAAAUUGCUGUACAGCUCACAAGGAAACAUUCUGGAUGAUGAAGAACUGGUCGAUGCGCUGAAUGAAUCGAAAGAAACAUCUCUCAUUAUUGCAGAUCGGUUGGUUGAAACGGAAAAAACAGAAAUGACAAUAGCUGCGACCAGAGAGAAAUAUCGGAUCCUUGCCUCGCGUGGAGCUGUGUGUUAUUUUGUAGUGUCGACUUUGGCGGAAAUUGAUCCAAUGUAUCAAUUUAGCUUGAGAUACUUCACACAGGUAUACUGUUCAGUAAUUGCAAGACCUCAUGAAAAGGUGGAACUUCCAGAACGGCUGAGAACCCUUUUAGACGACAUAACAUUUACUGUAUUCUCUAAUAUGGCAAGAGGAUUGCUCGAGAGGCAUAAAGUAAUAUUCGCUUUUCUCUUGACCACUACAAUAUGUAAAGAAACCAAUGAGUUCAAUGAUGAUCAAUUGAACUUUAUAUUGAGAGGUCCUAGUAACAGGAACUUUAGUUUGAACGAAAAACCUGCAUUUGUGUCCGAAAACCAGUGGAUCAACUGUAAAUUUUUGAAACAAAAUUUCGAAAAUUUAUCUGGAUUAACAGAAUGCUUAAGCGAAUUAAUCGUCAUUGAUAUUGGAGAUUACAGAUGCAACCUCUCACCAGCGCCGACACCAACAAAACCAUCUGUGAACUGGAACGAGAAGACUACGGCGCCGGAGAAACUGCUGCUGAUAGCGGCACUUAAAGUAGAGGAUCUUGUAAUUGCCAUCACGGAGUUCAUUCGAUUCAAACUAGGAAAGCAAUUUACAGAGCCACCCCAGAACACGACCUUACCGUCGUUAUAUGAAGAUAUAUCGCAAACAACACCGCUGGUAUUUAUACUAUCGCCGGGAUCUGAUCCCAUGACGGGUCUUAUCAAAUUUGCUCAAGAGCGAGAAUACGGCGAGAAAUUAUUCUCGAUUUCUCUAGGUCAGGGUCAGGGACCUGCAGCGGAAUCGUUGAUAGAACUUGGAGUCAAGAAUGGUUACUGGAUAUUCCUACAAAACUGUCAUCUUGCUACUUCGUGGAUGGAGUCAAUGGAGAAAAUUGUGAACAACAUUGCAUUGGGCCUGAAAACAACUCAUAAUGAUUUUCGUUUGUACUUGUCUUCAAUGCCUGUCAACACGUUUCCAAUAAGCGUACUUCAGAAUUCGGUUAAAGUAACGAAUGAACCACCUAAGGGAUUGCGUGCCAAUUUGAUACGGUCUUUGAAUGACCUCAAUGUUGGGAGUUUUGAGUUGCACGUUCUUGGGCAACGUUGGAGGAACAUGAUAUUCGGGCUUUGUAUGUUUCAUGGUGUUAUUUUAGAGCGACGCAAAUUUGGCCCUUUGGGUUGGAAUAUAACCUACGAAUUUAACGAAAGUGAUAGAGAAUGUGCCUUGCGUACUCUGGACAUAUAUUGUGAUAGAGAGAUACAAUCCCCAAUACCUUGGGCCGCUCUAGAGUACAUAAAUGGGGAGAUAACUUAUGGAGGCAGAGUAACUGAUAGCUGGGACCAAAGAUGUUUGAGAUCCAUAUUGAAAAUAUUUUCUUCAGAAAAUAUACUUUCUACUAGAUACCAAUACAGCGAAAGCGGUAUGUAUUAUUGUCCCGAUGGGCAAACCCUAGAGGUCUACAAAGCAUAUGCGAAUAAUCUGCCAAUCCAUGAUCCACCGGAAAUAUUUGGCAUGCACGAGAAUGCAAACAUAAUAUUUAAUCGAAAUGAGACCCAAUUUUUCGUUAAUACUCUAUUGAAUAGCUUGAGUGGUGGAGAUGCCUUCGGUGAGGCUGCAUUGGCGGCAAUGGACAAGAUAUGUAUGGAGAAAAUUCAAAACAUUAGAGCAGCAAUUGCAAAAAAUAUAAUCACUGAUAAUCCGUAUCCGGAUUUAAUGAAGCGAGAUAACAAAAAUCGUGUUCCUUCGCUAACCACAGUUUUACUACAAGAAAUUGAACGGUUCGACAGGCUGUUGAGUGUCAUUCAUGUUAACCUGAAUGAUUUGGAGAAAGCAAUACAGGGAUUUAUUGUGAUGUCCGAAAGUUUGGAAACUAUCUACCGUUCAUUUACAAAUAACCAAGUUCCUCAAAUAUGGCAUAGCAAAGGAUUUCUCUCCACAAAAACUUUGGGCAGUUGGAUUUUCGAUUUACAACAGCGUAUUGAGUACAUACAAUCCUGGUUCGAUGAUGGAUUGCCUAUUUCUUCCUGGAUUUGUGGCCUAUUCUUCCCACAGUCAUUUCUGACUGGAACGUUGCAAACUUUCUCCAGGAAAAACGAUAUACCAAUUGAUACAUUGAAGUUCGAUUUUGACAUUAUGAGCUGUACACUGAAUCAGCAAGUUAUUUACGAGCGGCAGAUUCGUGGACAAAAGAGUAACUCCCUGUUCGAAGACUUGAAGACACCGGAGAGUGGAAUACUGAUUCAUGGACUGUUCAUAGAAGCCGGCCGUUGGGAUUUGCGAGAAGGAGGCCUAUGUGAUCCAAAAGUCGGUGAGCUUGUGUCCAGGCUCCCAGUUGUUUUGCUCAAGCCGUGUAUUGAUUUGGAAAUUGCGAGACGCUAUGAAGCUCCGUUGUAUAAAACAAGUGUACGUGCAGGUGUCCUGUCUACUACGGGUCAUUCUACGAAUUUUGUUCUAUCAAUUCUAUUACCUUCUAUGAAGCCUGCCGAUUUCUGGAUACUACGAGGAACGGCUCUUAUAACUAUGAUCGCUGAUUAAAAUACGUACCGUCUCAUUGUUUUAGAUCAAGAAGUGCAUCGAUAUUUGCUUCAACUUCUUUCACUGCUUUCACAGCAUGGGCGGUGCUGGUAAUUACUUCGUGGACCAUCACGUUUUGGAUUGUUCUAAGU